Gasterosteus aculeatus aculeatus (three-spined stickleback) is the source of this 6435-nucleotide messenger RNA. RefSeq names its product nuclear receptor subfamily 6, group A, member 1a (gene nr6a1a). The record is from RefSeq and is a predicted model, not a curated record. Lineage: Eukaryota; Metazoa; Chordata; Actinopteri; Perciformes; Gasterosteidae. Gene Ontology annotation, biological process: regulation of DNA-templated transcription. Gene Ontology annotation, molecular function: sequence-specific DNA binding; zinc ion binding; DNA-binding transcription factor activity.
UGCAUCUACUCCAGCUGUCUGCGCUGAGCAGGGCCUGUGGACGUGGUGCCUUCACGUCCUGUAGGAGCAAUGCCUCUUACAAUGGUAUCUGAUAACACCCCACAGGACUAAUGAACAGACAAUAGUUGCUUUAAUAAAGAAUAGGCCCAGUCCCACUAUUCCCCUGGUUCAAAGGAGGAGGAGAUACGAUCGUGGUUUGACCCCGUCUACAACCUUAGAAUCCAUUUAGAAGCCACGGUUUGUGCCCUCUAUGGUUGUUACUUCUGCAUUCGGAAGUUACAUACUCUUUGUUGAUUAAACAUUAGAAGACGACUCAAAUGUGUGUUUUACCUGUGAUGCUAGUCCUUUAUGUGUUUGUUUUGUUUGUAUCUUUAAUGAGUGUAUCGUUUCUGUCCAUACCAGAUGAUGCGCUUGUUAUCAUCAUUUAGUGAGUCUACUUCAUCGUCAUCGUCUACUACACCAACAGCUCUCCUCCACCCUUUUCACGACACCUGAACGCACCACCCCUGGGGGUGUGGAUCCAGUUCUUCCCCACUGACUGGAGGCAGUCGGCUGAAUCAUGGGACGGCGGUCCGAGCAGUGAGCAAAGCGGGCUGCGGACAGACCGGACGGAGCAGACGGCGUGAUUCACCUCAAGACUCCAUCACCGCAGCUGUCAGCGCCCCGCCAGCAGCAGCGCGCGCGGCUUUUCGUGGCGCGGAGCGGAGCGGCGACGUCGGGCGGACUCGGGAUCAGCCCAUGCGGGAGGAUGGAGAUCGAGAAGCGGACGAAUGGCUUUGACUUCCCGGAGAGAAACAACGACAAGUCCGUUAACGACUUCUACAGUGAUCUUCCUCUGGAGUCUGAGAAGAACGACAGCAUGGAUGAUCCGGCUGACCAGCGUACUUGCCUUAUCUGCGGAGAUCGCGCCACCGGCCUGCACUAUGGCAUCAUCUCCUGUGAGGGCUGCAAGGGCUUCUUCAAGCGCAGCAUCUGCAACAAGCGCGUGUACCGCUGCAGCCGCGACAAGAACUGCGAGAUGUCGCGCAAGCAGCGCAACCGCUGCCAGUACUGCCGCCUGCUCAAGUGUCUGCAGAUGGGGAUGAAUCGCAAAGCAAUCAGGGAGGAUGGCAUGCCAGGAGGGAGGAACAAAAGCAUCGGGCCUGUUCAGAUCACCGAGGAGGAGAUUGAGAGGAUCAUGUCGGGGCAGGAGUUCAAGGAGGAUGCCCCGGAGCACACGUGGGGCAACAACGGCGACAGCGACCACAGCUCUCCGAGCAACGGCGCCUCGGAGGGCAACCAGCCGUCCCCCGCCUCCACUCUGUCGUCCAAUCGCUCCGUGGAGAUGAACGGCUACACGGCGGCCCUCAGGGAGCAGUACAUCAACACCUCCAUGUCCACGCACUACCAGAUCCUGCCUCAUCUGUUCAGCUACGCUGCCCAGUCAGGCCUGCUGGCCCCCCAGCCCCGCAGCCUCUACCCACAGUCCCACCCGCUGGUGCUGCAGCUGGUGGCUGCUGAAGACCUGGCCCCCCUGGCGACCCCGAUGCUCAUUGAAGACGGGUACAAGGUGACUCAGGUGGAGCUGUUCGCCCUGCUGUGUCGUCUGGCGGACGAGCUGCUCUUCCGCCAGAUUUCCUGGAUCAAGAAGCUGCCGUUCUUCUGUGAACUCUCCAUCGAGGACUACACCUGCCUGCUGAGCUCCACCUGGCAGGAGCUGAUCCUGCUCUCCUGCCUCACUAUCUACAGUGCCCAGAUUUUCGGAGACCUGGCUGACGUCACUGCCAAGUACACGCCGUCUGACGACGAGCUGCAGGGGUUCAGCGAGGACGGCAUGGAGGUGAUGGAGCGCUUGAUAUAUCUGUUCCGCAAGUUCCACCAGUUGAAGAUCAGUAAUGAGGAGUACGCCUGCAUGAAAGCCAUCAACUUCCUCAACCAAGACAUCAGAGGACUGUCCAACAUCUCCCAGCUGGAGCAGCUCAACAAGCGCUACUGGUAUGUGUGCCAGGACUACACGGAGUACAAGUACCCGCACCAGCCCAAGCGCUUCCCUGAGAUCAUGAUGUGUCUCCCGGAGAUCCGCUGCAUCGCAGGUAAGCUGGUGAACGUCCCUCUGGAGCAGCUCCCUCUCUUGUUCAAAGCAGUCUUGCACUCCUGCAAAUCCAGCCUGACCAGCUACAGGACCGGUCCGUCGCCCUGCGUGACCACCUCCUCCGGAAACUAGACCCGCCCCCCUCCCCCGAGUCGAGGGACCGGUCUCCCCUCUUGUGAAUGUGACAAGCAGCUAGUUUGUUUUUUGUAACUUUUCUUUAUGUAUUUAUUACACGACAGAGCUGAAUGUAUGCUGAUUACACUGUGCACAUGCUUCUGUACUAAACAAAUGCUCGUAGAUGCAUUGGUCUUUGGAGUUUACAAGUGUGUAUCCAGUUUGCUCAAUGUGUCAGUGUUGCUAUUGGUAGAGCUAGACUUUGAAAGAGUUUAUUUUAUUCAGACGGGGGCAGAUGGACACGUGUUGAGAGUGUUUUGAGACUACCUCAGGAAAAUGUUGUUGCUAUUUUCAGGUACCUUUUUCUUUCUGUUAAAUGAAGAGCUGCCCAGUAUAAAACCGAAUCGCCUCGAUCACAGACCGAAUGUUGAAAGGAGCUGCGUAAAUCAAAGAUUGGAAACAGUGUUCCGUUGCACUGACGUGAUUAGCAGAAUGCAGCUGCUCCAGACUUCCUGCUAAUAGUAAGCGGUCUUGUCAAUUUAACAUUCCGUGGGUUUAAGGUGACAGUUAUUGGAUUAGUGGGAUCUUUAUGGAAAAAAGGAGUUUACGGGUAUUUUUUACAAUCAUAGACUGGGGAUGUAAUGCUUCAUUGCAUUGGAAGGGGAGGGUAGUUAGGUUUGGUGUUUUAGAUAUAUUUUUUUCUCUAUUUGACCAAAGUGUUAUGCAAUGCUUUUUUCACCCAUUGAUGGGUAGGGGGAGAUAGCCCCCCCAAAACGUUUCUUAUCCAUGAAGGAUCAGGAUGAGAGGAGAAUCAAUCUGUGCACGAGGGGAGAACCCUCUGCUGGACAGAUGAGUACGUCGCCGGAUUUCAUUGUAAAUGCUGCUAAUCAUGCACACGGUCUCCAUGUGCAUUAAGCACGUGGUGCUGACCAUGAUGGACUUUCCCUUCUGGUCAGAUGGCUCGUUUGGGCUCUGCCACCUUCAGCGCCAGGACCUUCACGCAGAGCUCGUCUGCUCCCAACAUACCGUCAGCUAAAUGUGAUGUUUAAUUUAAGGUAACACAUGAAAUUUGUUUUUUUUUCAAUUAAUUCGGAUCAAACCUACACACAUAAAGACAUGGACUGGUCAGCAGCGAGAGGUUUUAAUGGGUCACAAAGAUUCAUAGACGUGGAACCAACAGCGACCGGGUUAAAGUCUGAAGCCAAAGAAACCUGAGUGGGACAGUGGCCGGUUUUAGAGGAACUGUUUGCUGUGUUGUCAGGUCCAAUCAAAAUGUUGCACAGACCCCAGACCAGCAGCAGUUUGAGCUCGACCUGUUCCAGAUCCACAGGACUCUAGAAGGUGGACCUGAGACUUGGUUCAGGUCUGGUCCCUCAGGUCCCACUGACGACACAAUGAAUUCUUUUCUGUGUUGGCUAAUGGAAAGUUAGCAGAUUAUCACUUUAAGGGACGGAUUCACUGGGAUGGGUCCGGGCCGUGUCUCAAUGAAUCCAGGCUAGCGUUAGUUUGGGUGACUCACCUGUGACAGGUAUGCAUGUUGUUUAACAGAAGCCAUAGAAAAUGGUCUUUUUAUUUUUGAGCUAUGAGAGGAUUGAAGGGUCUUGGAUUCCUCGAGGUUUUCGCCCUUUCGUUAUGUACGAACAAUUUGAAAUGCAGACUAAAUUCAGUCCUCGCAACAACCCUUUUUUUUUUUUUGCACACAACGGGGAGGUUCGGAGACCUUGACCUUUGACCUCUGCCCACCCAGUGUGUUCCUCACUCAGGUCCCUGGCGACCUCGAUCUAAACAGGGUAACGUGAGUGUUUGCAUUCAGCAGCUCCUCACUGACCGUGCUUAUGUACUUGUAUAGUAGACAUAGGUUACUUUGUAGAAGUGUCCCCCCCCCCCCUCAUUUAGUAAAGUAAAUGCAGUUUGAAGAUGACCUGCAGGGUGGCAUGUGGCGACGGGCGGAGGAUCCCCUCCACCUCCACCUGUGUGCGGCCUUAACACCACCCGUCUUCUUUCAAAUGUUUCAGUUCCAUCUUUUGACUUUUAUACAUGUUCAUUUACUUUUUGUAGUUAUGAUGUGAAUGUUUUUUGUUGUUGUUGUUUUUCACGUAUCAUUGUCUUUUUGAGAUUCCAUGCUUUGAAUUCUUGACUUGAUUUUUACCUCUUUUUAAAUUUUUCUUUUUAUUAACUCAUUCCCAUGAACACUGUAAGCCACAUUAUAUAAGGACAAUACUGAGAAUUCAGAGCCUUUCAUGUAUAAUUUCAGUUCUUUUACAAUACCAAUCUAAUGCUUUAGAAGCCUUUCCUGAUUCCAAAGAAUGAACCAACUCAUUUUCACCACCAUAAUUCUGAGAGCAGCUAAGACGUGUGCACAGUAUGUUGUCUAUCAAUUAGUUUUAAAUAUAUCACUCAUCAGAGGGAGUUUCAGCGACAUUACAGCGCACACAUAAUGCUUUAAAGCUUUUAUUUGUCCCGCUUUUGAAACGUUCUGCCACCGCACAAAACAAGAUGGCUAAACGCAAUUUGGUUUGUUUUGCGGCGGACCUGAAAAUGUAGCCGGCUGGAUACGUAAGUGUCUCGUGGAGCUCCCCCUUAAAGCAUGAACAUCUCAGGGAAACGUUUAUGCAUCGGGUGACGGGAUGUGAUCCGAACAGCCGACUUGAGUCUCGUAGGAGAUUUAAACAAGCGAUUCUCCGUCGCGCACCGAUGUCCAACCGCCCCUCCUGUUUGUACAGGAGCCGCCUCCAGUCGCUUUGAACUGUAGCACAAGUAGAAGGGUUCAGUGUGGCCAACUACAAAGCCACUUCGUCUGCGAGGAACUCCAGGAAUGCCUGAACAUCACAGACUGCUGAGAUCUGACAGUGGAAGAGGAUCUGAAGUUUUUUCUUUUAGUGUAGCAGCAAAUGAUAUCAAUAUAAUCCACAUUGUGCGUCCUGCCACGCUACCUUACCGCACCCUCUGACUUCCUGCGGCAUUUUGAUACAUGCGCCAAAGAAAGUGUUCUUUAUUUUCUGUAUUUGUAUUUUUUGCAGACAAGUGAUAUGUUCUACAUUUGCAAUUUCUGUACUGAAACUACCUUUUCAUUUGUCAUCCUGUUGCUUUCUUUCAAUAGAUUGGUCUUAUUUAUUGGUUUCAUUGCACCAAUGUUUCGUUAGUUUGACCUCUCAGCUUUUUAUACACUACCACCUUUCUUAAGUAUGUUGCCUUUACUCGUCUACCUCACACUCACCUGCUGUCAGCAGCUUGUUGUUUCUCUGACAUCCGGCGGUAAAGUUUGUUACACACUGAACACUUGCUGUCCUCUACCUCCUUUUUGUGUGCUCAUCUCAUGUUAAAUAAGUGUCAUCUUUUCUUUUACUUCCCUGUUGUGAGUCCAAUACCAAAUGUGAAAGAAUGUCAAUGACCACCAGCGUACUGAUUAAGCGUUCACGUGAUGCCGUUAACCAGAGCUUUAUUUUCCUGUGUUGACCUUUUUGGAAUACGUCUUGUUAUCUGGUGAAUGGCUGUUUUCUCUGCACACUGAAUUCACCACAUCAUAUGACGCUGUUUUUAUCCGUUAUGCUCCCUGAUUGCGUAUCAGUGGAACUGUAUCACAUAGGACUCAAUGCAUCGAUUAUCAAGCAGAGAAUUGAAUCGUGGUCAACGUGACAUCCCAUGUUUACAUGCUUUUGGCUCACUCGUGUGACCCUGACGCUGUGGCACGCGACUGCUGCAGUGUUAUCACUGGGGUUGGACCUGAUGGCGUUUGAAUAGAAGCUGCCAGCCUAACUUACUGAUAGGGAACCUAACAAUAAGGAAAUCUGACUGUGAACUAACUCGAGCUCCAAAUUGUAAAAAAGCUUCUUUUUUUUUUAAAUGAGGCUGCUGCAUUCUGCGAGGAGCCGUCGUCCGGCUCUUCUGUUGGAGGCAAACCAACGUGGGUGUCCAGCCCGAGCACCGUAACACUGUUAGUACCCCGCAGCACACGUUUAGGGAAGGAACUGGUAGUGCGGCAGAGAACACGUGGUUUCUGCUGAUAAUCAAAGGCAGCACAGCCAGCAUGCAGGAGCCCCUCCUGCGCUGAUGGAGCCUCGCCAUGAGAGAAUCUCAGGGAAGAAGCAGGUUACGCAGCCGCUUGAAACAAUGAAAUGUGUUUCUCUCCACAAAUCUCUUGUCUGUUGUUACUUUAACUACCUGUGAAGAAUGUGAUCCAUUACGUGUUAAAAGCAUGUUUAGAAUGUUAGGACUUGAAACCAAAUAAAUGUGAACGUUAUGCAAGUGUA